AUGAAUAAAGAUACCCGAGUGGAAAAUAAUACAGAUUCUAGUAAUUGGUACGAAUCUGGGAAAGAUGUGGAGUUUGAUGAUCUUUAUAGUUUCGAUUCAGAACUUAAAUCUGAAUAUGAAGAUUCAGAAAAAGGAUCUGAACCCUUACCAGAUGAUACCACAGAAGUGAAAGAAGAAAGAGAAAAGAAAGGAUCUAAAAAGAAGAAAAAGUAUAGAAACUACAGCCAAAGUACAGGAAUCAGUUUCUUCUUCUUCUCAUGGAUGACAGAUUGGAUAAAGCUGGCAAGUAAAGGAAAACUAAAACACGAAGAUUUCCCAGAUAUACCGGAUUCAGAUUUUGAUCAAUACGCGACAGCAGAGUUCGGAAGCUGUUUAGAUAAGUAUAGAGAUUAUGAAAAGUGUAACAAAUUAGUUAAAUUGGUAGGAAGAAGUAGAUUGUGCGUGCUAAAGGUAUUUAGUAACAGUUUCAUAUUCAUAUUUUGUUUCUCAAUUUUUAAUGACAUAUUCGAAGUGUUCAACUCGUAUCUACUAAGCCACGUGAUGAAACAAAAAAUGCCAACAACAGUGAAAGAGCUAUUCAGAUAUUUUGCGCUGGUCUUAUUGGUGUUGAUAGUGAAUUUGGUAGAUAUAGUCACGGAUGGACAUCAUUAUUUUUAUUACCGAAGAUUAGUGUUGAGAAUAGAAAAUCUACUAUUUUCGUUCUUGUUCAGUAGAAUAUUGUCUAAAAACCAUUUUAGCGUAGAAAAUGGACCACACAAAUAUGAAUAUAAAUCUGAAUCGUUCAUCAUAUCAAUGGACCCAAAUAAUAGCUUUAACAUAUCAGCGAUCCCUAGAUACCAUCAUAAAAGUAGUGGAAUAAUGGAUAGCCAAGCAAAUUUCAACCUGGAAAAAAUUAACAAGAAGAGUAAAAAAACGUCUAAUAGCACCAAAAGACCGAAAAAUGUAAGAUUCGAUGAGGAGGAAAUAAGCCUGUUGAAUUUGGCGCUGUUUGAUAUUUCAGAAAUUGCAUGGGGAAUUCUAAAGCUAAUCGACCUUCUUACAAUCCCACUGAAAAUUUUAAUAAUAGGAUGUUGGCUUUAUUACCAAGUAGGAGCAACAGCAAUAAAAGCAGUGUGUUUUAUAAUCAUCUCGAGCGUGUUGAUGGUCCUCUCAGAGUGGGAGUCGGCAAAAUUGGUAAAGGGAUAUGUAACAAGAAUAGAUUAUAGAAUCUCAAAAACCCUAAUCAUUCUAGAAAAUCUGACAAAUUUCAAAAUGUUCAGAUGGUUAAACCUAUGUAAGGAAUCAGUACUAAUGAGUAGGAUCAUAGAACUACAACUAUGCCUGAAAAGAACAAUACUCAGUUCAAUAGGCUCAUGGUUAGGAAUAAGUUUACCAAACAUUCUAGGACUGGCAGUAUUUUUGAUAUAUUCAACCAGCAGAGAAAGAGUAGCGAAUUUAGACCCAGCAUUCACAAUACCACUGCUUCACACCCUCAACCACUUUAUUAAGCCCUUUAAGGACCUGCCAUCAGAUCUGAGUGAUCAUCUGGAAACAACAAUAUCGUGUGUCCGUAUAGAGACUUUUUUGUUUUCAAAGCAGUUAAAGUCGUAUAUUGACACCAAUUUCACAGGUUCUGGAACAAGUCCUAACUCUACAUCACCAACCCCUUCAUUUGAAAGCACGCCGAAAAAGUCACCGGACCUGACAACAAUGGUCAAAACAAUAUACGAAGAAGAAGUGGAGACAGGAAGAAGCACAAUAAUAGAUGAAAGUGAUAAUAUCUUUGAAAAUGGAGACUUUUUUACAGACGAUAAGGAAAAUUUCCAAAUUACCAAACAGGAAGAGGAACAUACAGAAGAAGAAAAAUAUGUGAUUUACAUGAAAAAUGCAACCUUUUGCAGAGCAGAAAAGAAGAUAUUCACCGGAAUCAGUUUCAAGCUACGCCAAAGAGACAAAGUGGUGAUCUCAGGGUCGAACAUUACAGAAAAAUUUUUAUUCGGGAUGUGCCUAAUAGACGAAUUACAACAUACUGAAGGGAUAUACUUUAAUCAUUACAUUAAUAAGAAUAUGUGUACGGGAAUAGUGAGUCAGAGCCCAUGGAUACCGAUGGGAACAAUCAGAGAAAUAAUAUUGUUUGGAAACCAGUAUAACAGAAAGCUUUAUGAAAAAAUCAUCGAAAUCUGCCAACUCAGCCACGAUUUCGCUAACUGGAAGAUGAAUGAUAUGAGAUUCAUAGACGAAGGAGGACAAAAUCUGUCAACAGGACAGAAAGUUAGAAUAUCAUUAGCAAGAACAUUGUACACGCUUUAUGCAAAUAAUUUAGAACUGGAUAAUUUCAAAACUAUGAGUAGUAAUGGAGCAGUAGGCAUGAACAACAAUGGAGGAAAAAGAAAUAAAUCGGGGAAUUUGGUGAUAUUGGACGAGAUCUUUACAGUCCUGGACCCACAAAUAGCAACGAAAAUAUUCAAUAACCUGUUUGGAAAGGAAGGGAUAUUAAAUGAUUUCACAUGUAUCAUAACAAUACAAGAUAGUUUUUUGCCAAUAUUAAAGGACACAAAGUAUAACAAUUAUUUUAAAUUCUACAGUUUGACAACAGAACAUAUUCAGCCAAUUUCAAUCUAUUCUCACGAAGAGAUUUUAGAGGUUGAAAAUAAUGAAGAGGACGAAUUAGAUGAAAACAACUUACCGCUAGAGAGAGAUUAUUCAAGAAAAAGUUCUAAAGAGCAUAAAUCGAGUGAAUUUGAAGAAGAAUCCCAGGAACCAGAGACUAGAAGUGAAACAGAACCAGAAGUUAGUGAAGUGGAAAAAAAGAAAGAUGAGGAAUUGGAUGAAAGAGAAAAGCUUUUUGGAUCAAACGAACUAUUUACAGACGGAAACAAAAAUAUAUGCCUAGUGAAGCUGGAAAAUUUCAUAUGGUACCUCAAGAAGGUGGGUCUGAGACUAGUCAUACUUGUGGUCUCAGUCUCAUUUACAGCAAUGAUGUUAAACGUAGGAAGCGAUAUUGUAGUAUCAAAAUGGUCACCACCAAAAUCUAAAACUGAAGCAAUGAGUGGGAAAAUAAGUCAAUUAAUAACGAUGAAAAGGAGUAGUUAUUUGAUGAAGCUUAAUUAUUUGUACAUAUUCACGUUUUUGACAUCUUGUACAAUUGUCCUUUUCCUAUGGAGGUCACUGUUGGAAGUUCAAGGAACACUUAGCGCAGCACACAAGGUCUACUCAAGCGCACUCAACGGAAUAUUGAAGUGUCCAAUCGUAAUAUUCAACAAGAUACCAAUAGGAAACAUAAACAACAGGCUUAGUGCAGACCAAAGUUAUGUGGAUUACAGCGUGUUUAGAAGGUUUUCACACUUCAUGUCAUCAUUCAUAUAUACAUUUCUGACUGCUGCAUCACUUUGCUACUUGAACCCAUGGUCAGUGCUCCUUAUACCGCUGUUGAUACUGUUAUCAUAUUUCUGCGUGUUCAAAAUGUACAUACCAAUGUCGAUAUUCAAUAUGAGAAGCAGUUUGGAAACCAGAGGAUAUAUCUGCAGCCAGUUCUCGCAGGUGAUAUCCGGCUCCUAUGUUAUAAAGUGCCUCAAUAACGAAAAUUACAUCAUGAACAACUUUCUAAAGUACCUGAAAAUACACCAAAACACAAAGUUCUUUUGCCACGCCUCAUCCAGUUGGACCAUGAUAAGGCUCAAAAUACUGACCUACCCACUAAUUGUAAUAAACUUGCUAAAACCGCUCAUUCCGCUGAUAGGGGACUCUAAAUUUAACUCUACAGACAUCCAAAAAAUAGCAGAAGUACAAAGUGAUAGUGAUGUGGUUGGUGAAAGUAAGAAAAAUGGGAUGGUCGAUGGGAACAUCGGACUGGCACUAACAUAUUCAUAUAAGUUUGCGAAGCUAUUGAAGUCGACGCUAAAUAAAAUAGUUGAACUAGAAACUGAAAUGUGCGCAUCACAACGUUUACAAGAACUAGCAAAAUUGGACCCGGAUUAUGAUAUAGCGGAAGAAAAGGUAUUCGUUUUCAAGAGAAGGAGUAAAGUGAAUAAAACCUUAGUUAGGAAUAAGAUUAACAACAUUAACAAGAGAGUAUCAAUCUCGCCAGAGUGUCUCUCACCCUCAAAUCAGAGACUAACAUCUCUUGAUCAAAUUGAAGAUACGAUGUCCGAGGGAUUAUCAGUUAGUAAUGUGGUUGUUAAGUACGAAAGCAAAAUUUGCUUAAACCAAAUCAACUUUAAAACUGGAAAAAACGAACAUGUAGGAUUAAUCGGAAGAACAGGAGCUGGCAAGAGCACUUUAUUACAAAGUCUAGCAGGACUAAUCAAGUUGGACUCAGGAUGUAUAAGAAUUGACGGGGUUGACAUAUCGAAGUUAUCAAACGAACAGAUGAAGGACCUGGUUGGAAUUUUGCCUCACAUACCUCCGCUACUACCAGGGUGGACGGUUAGAAGGUACAUUGACUCAGAAAACAAGUACGCAGACGAGGAAAUUUACCAGGCAGUCCAGACGUGCAACUUUUCGAAGUUUAUCGGAUACCUAUUGAGGUGUGAUUUUGAAAGCAAGAACAAGAAGGAUGGAGAUAAUACAAAGCCGUUUGAUGAGCAAAGCGAAUUUGGAGAUUAUGCAGAAAGUGAAGUCAACGACGAGUUGAUCAUUGGAGGAGAUACCUUUGAGAAUUUAAAACAGGCAUUGGAUAUUAGAAUUGCCAAGCAAAAGGAAAAUAAAUGCAUUACAGUCUCAGAUAUUGAUCUUCAGUAUCUGACCUUACUGAAGCUUUACCUUAACAGGCACAAGUUAAGGCUCAUUUUAAUUGACGAAUGUUACACGGUAGAGCAGAACAAUAAGCACAAGCUGGAACAAAUAACGGUUAUCAUUAAUAGGCUAUUUAAGGAGAACGUUGUCAUAAUAGUGGCUCACCAACACGAAUCUCUCAGCCUAUGUAACCGAGUGCUACUAUUGGAAGGUGGGAAGAUUGGAGAAAUCCAACCAGAAAAUUAA
Messenger RNA from Theileria annulata, 4959 nucleotides. RefSeq names its product ABC transporter, putative. The transcript has 9 exons. Gene Ontology annotation, molecular function: ATP binding; ATP hydrolysis activity; ABC-type transporter activity. NCBI's taxonomy places the organism in Eukaryota, Apicomplexa, Aconoidasida, Piroplasmida, Theileriidae. The record is from RefSeq and is a predicted model, not a curated record. Bases 1 to 4959 code for a protein of 1652 amino acids. Gene Ontology annotation, biological process: transmembrane transport. Gene Ontology annotation, cellular component: membrane.